Messenger RNA from Maudiozyma saulgeensis, 222 nucleotides. NCBI's taxonomy places the organism in Eukaryota, Fungi, Ascomycota, Saccharomycetes, Saccharomycetales, Saccharomycetaceae. The record is from the annotation of a GenBank genome assembly.
AUGGCAGGUGAAAAGACUGAAAACAACCAAAUGGAGAAAGCUAUGGAUGCUCCAUUAGAAUUCGUUAGAGAAGGUAACCAAUUCUUAAGCAAGUGUAAGAAACCAGAUUUGAAAGAAUACAUGAAGAUCAUUAGAGCUGUUGGUAUUGGUUUUGUUGCUGUUGGUAUCAUUGGUUAUGUUAUCAAGUUGAUUCAUAUUCCAAUUAGAUAUGUCAUUGUAUAA